Drosophila elegans is the source of this 2147-nucleotide messenger RNA. It is a transcript of the gene Kif3C, whose product is annotated as kinesin-like protein KIF17. Gene Ontology annotation, molecular function: ATP binding; microtubule motor activity; microtubule binding. The record is from RefSeq and is a predicted model, not a curated record. The coding region runs from base 25 to 2106 and encodes 693 amino acids. The transcript has 6 exons. Lineage: Eukaryota; Metazoa; Arthropoda; Insecta; Diptera; Drosophilidae. Gene Ontology annotation, biological process: microtubule-based movement.
ACAUGUUUUUCCUAACGAAGAAAAAUGAGUGAAAAUAUAAAAGUUGUAGUUCGAUGUCGACCGAUGAACCGAAGCGAAAAUGAAAGUAAAUGUGAAAACAUUGUUGAAAUUAAUGAUUACGUCGUUUCUGUCAUAAAUCCUUUGGCUCGCCUCGUUCCUAAAAAAAUGUUCAUUUUUGAUAGUGCCUAUGAUAUGAUCACAAAAACUGAAGAUAUUUAUAACGAAAUGUGCUAUUCAUUGGUAGAGAGUACUAUCGAGGGAUAUAACGGAACCAUUUUUGCUUACGGCCAGACUGGGUGUGGAAAAACACACACAAUGCAGGGCGACGGAAAUUGGAACAAUAUCAAGAGCAGUGGAAUAAUUCCUAAAUGUUUCGAACAUAUAUUUGAAAGAAUAUCAAUGGCAACAAAUGUAAGAUAUUUGGUUUUGGUAAGCUAUUUGGAAAUUUACAAUGAAAAUAUACGAGACUUGCUCAAUACAAAUGAGAGUACCAGCAUGAUAAAUCAUUCACUUAAAGAAAUACCAGGAGUCGGUGUCUCAGUACCAACGUUGACUACUCAUUCUGUUAUUAGUGCAAACCAAUGCUCUGAAUGGUUAAACUUGGGCAAUAAAAACCGCGUUACUGCAGCGACAUUAAUGAAUGAAAAAAGCUCACGCUCGCACACUAUAUUUACUAUCACCUUGGAACAAUCUCCAUUUUUUAAUAGUGCUGUAACGGAGAAUGACUUAGGAGGAAUUCGUCGGGGAAAAUUAUGCUUAGUUGACCUUGCUGGUUCAGAACGACAACUUAAGACUGGCGCUCAAGGUGAACGGCUCAGAGAAGCGUCUAAAAUUAAUUUAUCACUUUCUGCACUGGGACACGUAAUUUCGUCUUUGGUUGAUGGUAAAGCAAAGCAUGUACCAUUUAGAGACUCAAAACUUACACGUCUACUUCAGGAUUCCUUAGGAGGUAAUACAAAAACUCUUAUGAUAUCUUGUAUUUCGCCAUCACACAUAAAUUAUGACGAAACUAUAUCUACACUUCGUUAUGCAAGUAGAGCAAAGAAAAUUUCAAACAAACCUAAAAUUAAUGAAGAUCCAAAAGAUGCAAAGCUUCGCCAAUACCAAAAUGAAAUUGUACAUUUAAAGAAGAUGCUCGAAGAGACUCAACAAAAAAUAAUUUUUGAAAAGGAUGAAAAAAAAAAACCAGCCGAAUUACCCAUGGUAAAACUAGAUAUUAUACCUUCAAAAUCAAUAAAAGAUGUUCAAAUAAUUAAAUCAGACCAAAGUGCAGGCAUUUUUUCCAAAACAAUGAACUCCAUAUCAACAAAGCCAAGUCUUUCAUCUGUAAAAUCACAAGAAGAGCUACAACUGCAAGCACGAAGUCGUAUUGACUUUAUCAAACGCUCUUUAAUUGGCGGUGAACGUGUUGAUGACUUAAAACUUAUGGAACAGCACAAUGCACGCAGAUUUGCAGCACAGCGCCACUUAAGUGCAAUUGCCCACGCUUUAAGCAGAGUCAAAUGUGAGGACCGCGACCUUUUGCAGGGACAUUAUGCUACUAUUGCCCAGGAAAUAAGCAUAAAAAAUGAUCACAUCGGAAAAUGCAAAACCAAAAUAAAAAUGCUUGAAAUGGAAGUUGCCGACUUAAAUUCAGAGUUCCAGUUGGAUAGAGAGGAUUACUUGGAAGAAAUUCGAAUUCUUGGACGUCAUAUAAAGUUUUAUCAACAAUUGUUUUAUAAAUUUCAACCGAUUUUUCGACAACAUAGCAGAAACUGGACACCGGAUACUAUUUUGCAAAACUCUUCAUGGAAUGAUGAUCUUAAAAUGUGGAGAAUCCCAGUGAUCGAUUCAUUAAAACUUCCACCGGCAACUCUAAAGUCCGCACUUCAUAGAACUCAUAGUUCUGUUAUCGGUAGUAACUAUACAUACAUCAAUCAAAAUGUUACCCGGGAAUCUAAGGACAUUGAAGAAAAAGAAAGAAAUGCCACCCUAUCGAAAGAUAAGUAUAACAUCAAUGUACAAAAAAACUAUUUUCGAACAAGCCGACCAAAAAAGAAGGAAUUUGAGGAUUACGAGAUCACUUCACAGGCUUUUAAAGGCGUGCUUGAUGUCACAGAUUGUUGAGCAACCAGUUUAAUAUAGAUAUUAUAUUAACUUUUGAACAU